Messenger RNA from Branchiostoma floridae (Florida lancelet), 1520 nucleotides. RefSeq names its product dynein assembly factor 6, axonemal-like. The coding region runs from base 271 to 849 and encodes 192 amino acids. The transcript has 6 exons. Lineage: Eukaryota; Metazoa; Chordata; Leptocardii; Amphioxiformes; Branchiostomatidae. Gene Ontology annotation, molecular function: dynein intermediate chain binding; protein-folding chaperone binding. The record is from RefSeq and is a predicted model, not a curated record. Gene Ontology annotation, biological process: axonemal dynein complex assembly. Gene Ontology annotation, cellular component: cytoplasm.
UUUUCACUUCCGCGUUGCCGAGGACGCAAACACGACAGACACUCUGCGUAACCAACGAUUUGGAAUAGGACUAUACUUGUCUUUAUAGAAGCGAGUAGAAGACCUAAAGUCUUGCUUUUCUGUCCCAUGUAUCUGGGUACACCAAUUCUUCCCCUAACUGUUCAAACUUUACGCGUUGUUGUGUUUGUUUACCAAACAGAAUUCGGUCUGUGCCCCCCUCCCCCUUUGGCAACUUGUCGCUAAUUUUUGAGGUCCAUAAAACUUGUAGCGAUGGAUCUGAUGGGCAGAGACAGUAUCCUGCAGCUGAGGGACAUGCUGCAGGCGGCAGAGCCACAGGACGACAGCAGCGACGAAGAGCUGACUUCUCAUCAGCCAAUGGCAAAGAUGGGCCCAGCAGAUGUUGGACCAAAGAAAAAAGCUGAAAAGUCAGCUCUGCCCCCCACGGCGCCCAAACCCCCCACCAAGGACAUCUGGGACGAGGAGGAGGUCGCGACAGGUGCAGAGUACGAGGACGUUCUGGACCCCAGGCCGCAGCCCGAGUAUGACGUGGUUUUCAAGCAGGCUGUGACGUCAGAAGACAUGUUCUUACAGAUGGGGAACAAGAACUUGUCUUCAGCCAGUUGUGAGGACAUGGUGGUUAAAAUCAAACUUCCUGGUCACAAGUCUUCAGAGGUGGAGCUGGAUGUCACCGACAAGUUUUUAGACUGCAGAACACCAAAAUAUAAACUUGGCCUCCACCUGCCCCACCCUGUGGACAGUAAGAACGGCCGAGCACAGUGGGUCCAGGACCAGGAGAUGUUAGUCGUGACGUUACGGAUGGUGCGAGACCUGGACUUCAUCAACUUCUGAAUCUUCCUCCUCCCAUCACAAGCAGCUCAUUACCUUGUGAUACUUGUACAUUUAAUACAGAUUAAAGGAAUUUGUAUAUGAAGAGAGGACCAAUAUUGUCAAUUGCACUUCAGAACAUAAUGACAAAGGAAUGCUUUAUGCAUUAUUGUACAUUGUCUUACAACCUUUUUAUGAUGUGAUUUAUACAGUAAUUUUUUAUCUAUGCAAUGAUAAAAUACUACAAACAAAUACAACUUCUCACUUAGGAUGACUUUAUUUCAGCUAGUGCCUUUUCAGUGUUGUUGUAAAAGUGAAUAGAAUUAUAGUUCAUAUGUAUUUCAAUCAAAGCCUGUUUCCAUUUCAUAAAUGGGGAGGGGAAUAUUUGUAACUUUUAUGGACAGAAAUGUGUUGGACAGUUCCAUUUUAUAAAUGCAGGGGUUGUCAGAAUAGCUGUACAUGUUGGAUUUGAAAGGUUCUAGCUUAUGAUGAGAAUUCUGUGUUCUUUAAGCUAACAGAAAAAUAUUUUGGAGUUUUGGCAAUGUUUAGCUUUGUAUCAAUAUGUGAAAUACAGUUGUAGCAGUCGUUAAAAGGUAUGGUUACAAAGGUGUACUUUUAGCUUUCAUCCCUCUCAGGUGUAAAUUAAGAUUUAUGUUUCUCUGUCUACAAGAAAAGUAAACAUUUGUUCUGGUUCA